Saprolegnia diclina VS20 is the source of this 312-nucleotide messenger RNA. RefSeq lists its product as hypothetical. The coding region runs from base 1 to 312 and encodes 103 amino acids. NCBI's taxonomy places the organism in Eukaryota, Oomycota, Saprolegniomycetes, Saprolegniales, Saprolegniaceae. The transcript has a single exon. The record is from RefSeq and is a predicted model, not a curated record.
AUGGAGAUGGACGGGCCCAAGUUGAUGCUCGGCCGGGCGCCCACGAACCCACGACGAGUCCUCACACAGGUGCUACGGGCGUACGAGGCCAUCGGUCGCGACCUCCGCGAGGACGCCGAGGACCUCUCGUGGUCGGAGCUCGCGGCCCACCUCGUCGCCAAGAUGGCGGUGAUCGCGAGCGUCGAGCUCUUUCUACAGCGCACGCUGCCGCCGUUCGUGCUCGAGCUCAGCGAAUGCAACGUGCUGCUUCUUCUCCUCGAGCUCGCGGCCGUGCUCUGGAUCGAUCACAUGGCGAGCGCCGACCACCACUGA